AUGGUGAAAGAGUUCAACCAGGCACUCCUCACUGCUGCCAAGGAAAGCAUUCCAAGAGGAGCAAGAAAGAACUACAAGCCCUAUUGGACAGAGGAGCUGCAGGAGCUAGACAAUGCCGUGCAGAAAGCGAGGGAAAACGUGGAAGCAACACCAAACACAGAAAACAACAUCACCCUGAAAGAAGCAACUGCAAGUGACAUCGAAAUACUACCAGAGAGGAACAGAGAAGUUCUGGGAGCCCAGAAGUCGUUUCGUAACCAACAGAAGAGUGAGGAUGAGAUGAUGACCAAGAACUUCACCAAGAAGGAACUGAAAGAAGCCCUAUCCACACUGAAAUUGAAGAAAUCGCCUGGACCAGACGACAUCACGAACGAGAUGCUUCUACAUCUAGGAACGGUAGCAGAAGAUAGGUUGCUACACAUCUACAAUACCAGCUGGAAAACAGGAAAGGUUCCACAAAUAUGGAGGGAAGCGGUUAUGAUCCCAAUACACAAGCCCGGCAAGGACAAAGCUAAAGCCCAGAGCUACAGACCAAUCAGCCUCACGAGUAUUGUCGACAUGGAGAAAGCAUUCGACAAAGUCUGGAAGGCCGGACUCAAACUCAAACUACACCAGUGUGGGAUCAGAGGGAACAUGUACGCAUGGAUCUCACAGUAUCUACACAACAGAAAGGCUAGAGUCAAUGUGCAGGGACAACACAGCAGGAAGAAGCUGCUGAGACAAGGUGUACCCCAGGGAGGAGUACUGUCCCCCACACUCUUCCUGGUAUUCAUCAAUGACAUACUAGCCGGAAUGCCCAAGAAAGUCAAGGGAGCUAUCUACGCUGAUGACCUAGUUCUGUGGUGCUCUGAAGAGAAACUAGAUGUGGCAAGAUCACGCAUCCAGGCAGCUCUGAACACACUGCAGAAGUGGGCCGAAACCUGGCUUGUUACUGUGAACUCCGCCAAGACAGCCUACACGAUCUUCUCACUCUCAACCAAGCAACAGAAAACCCGCCUCACUCUAAACGGGAAACCUCUUCAACAAGAACAGACCCCCAAAUACCUCGGAAUGACCUUUGACCGUCGAAUGACAUGGAGGAACCACAUAGAGCUAACCACUCUCCGGGCAAAACGGCGACUCUCACUCAUGAAGAAGCUGACAUGCAGCCAGUGGGGAGCAGACACCAGUGUACUGAAGAAACUCUAUGUCGGAGGAAUAAGGCCAGUGAUGGAGUACGGGACAACUGCAAUGGCCAAUGCAGCCAAGUCCAACACUGCAAAACUCAACCGUGUGCAGAACCAAGCCGAGCGUAUCAUCACCGGGGCCAUGAAAUCUACGCCAAUCACUGCAAUGGAGACCAUAACCAAGCUCCAACCACAAGAAGACCGGAGGGAAGUGAAGGUGAUCACACUGGCAGAGAAGUUCAAAAGGAUGAAAACCCACCCAAUGCACCAGAGAGUCCAAAAAGGAGCUCGGAAAAGACUGAAGCGAGGCAGCUUCAUCAGUCAAAGCAAGGCACUGGAAAGGAAUCACCCUGAACUGAAAGUCAGCACUCCAAGGGAUAUACCAUCUAGCAGACCCAAGCCAACACUCGACCCCCGAAUGUCACCGGAGAUCAAGGAGACAGUCCCUGGUAUCCUCAGCAAACACCUCCAAACUGAUGAGGCACGGAAAGCUCUGACAAUGGAGCAUAUCCACAUGCAGUACCCAGACCAGAAGUGGACCCAUGUGUAUACUGAUGGGUCAGCAACUGACGCAACCAGAGAUGGAGGAGGAGGCAUCCUUAUCAAGUAUAAAGACGAGGAAGAGACAAUCGCGAUAUCUACAGGUAGAUACUCCAGCAACUACAGAGCUGAAGCCGUCGCAAUUGAAGAGGCAACCAAGAGGCUGAAACAGAAGAGGAACAAGACCAGACAUCGAAUAGUCAUAUUCACUGAUGCCCUUUCUGUCCUGAAAGCCAUGCAAGAUCCGAAGAAGGAGGAAAUGCAGAACCUCACCACAUCUCUAAAAGCCCUAUGUUCAUGCAGGAAGAAAGUCGUUCUCCAGUGGAUACCAGCCCACUGCAACAUCAAGGGGAACGAGAAGGCCGACCAUCUGGCCAAGGAAGGAAGCCAACUACACCAGAGCGACCUGUCCCUAACAUAUAAGGAGGCAAAAACCAAUAUCAAAGCUGCCUACUGGACCAAGUGGAAGGAAGAGCACGAGGGAUAUGAUGCUAAUGACAAUUACAACAAACUCACCAGAAGAGGCCAGGCCAUCAUAUUCCGACUGCGAACCGGCCACAGCAGGUUACGGCAUCACCUGUUUACAAAGUUACGGAUCGGAGACAACGACUUGUGCCCAUGUGCCACGGAACCGAUGACCGUGGCACACAUCCUGACAAGAUGUGCGAGAUUGGCACCUCUGAGAAAAGGCAUCUGGCCAGAAGAAAAAUCUCCAAUCCGAGCAAGAUGUAUCAAAUUUUGCCGAAAAUCUAUGACAUUAAAAUAG
This is a messenger RNA of Lineus longissimus, 2472 nucleotides long. RefSeq lists its product as uncharacterized. Gene Ontology annotation, molecular function: nucleic acid binding; RNA-DNA hybrid ribonuclease activity. Lineage: Eukaryota; Metazoa; Nemertea; Pilidiophora; Heteronemertea; Lineidae. The transcript is spliced from 3 exons. Bases 1 to 2472 code for a protein of 823 amino acids. The record is from RefSeq and is a predicted model, not a curated record.